AUGCAGGAACAAGAAAAAUAUGCAGAAGCCAUUGAAACAUUGAAGAAGAAUGUGAGAAUUACAAUAAUCGAUGCAAAAUCUAGCAAGUUGAUUAACUUAAUCGACACAGUUGAGCGCUUGGGACUGGGGUAUCAUUUUGAGACUGAAAUCACUGAUAAAUUGGAAGAAAUAUACAAAGAUUUGCACGAAAAGUAUGAAGAUCACGACCUAUUUACUACUGCGCAAGGGUUUCGUCUAUUAAGGCAACAUCAGUAUCAAGUUUCAUGUGGCAUUUUCGAGAAAUUUAAGGAUGGAGAAAACAAAUUCAGAGAUAGCAUCGCUAAUGACGUUGAGGGUUUGUUGAGCUUGUACGAGGCGGCUCAUGCGCGCAUUCAUGGGGAGGAUAUUUUAGACGAGGCUGUUCCAUUUACGACCCAUCACUUGAAGCGGAUAUUAGCCACCGAGUUAUUAGAGCCCUCACUUGAAGGAAAGAUUACACGAGCUUUAGAGCAUCCUUAUUAUAGGGGUGUUCCGAUUAUUGAGAUACGCAUUUACAUUUCUCAUUACGAAAAAGAUGAUUCGAAGGACUCACUUCUUCUCAAACUCGCCAAACUCAAUUUCAAUUUCUUACAGAAUUUGUAUAAGGAAGAAAUGUCUGAAGUCUCCAAGUGGUGGAAUCAAUUCGACCUCAAGUCUAAACUGACGUAUUCAAGAGAUAGAUUGAUCGAAUGUUAUCUUUGGGGAGCAGCUGUGCAUUUUGAGCCUCAGUACUCUUAUGUUCGAAAAAAUGUUGCUAAAAGCAUGCAAAUGGUGUCGACAAUGGACGAUACGUACGACAAUUAUGCUACACUUGAAGAAGCUCAACUUUUGACCGACCUCUUGGAAAGAUGGGAUAUGAACCAAAUCGAUCGACUCCCAAACUACAUGAAGAUUCUAUAUAGAUUCAUCAUGAGCAUAUGUGAAGACUAUGAACGUGAUGCAGCAGAACAAGACAAAUCCUUUGCAGUUCCCCAUUUCAAAGAAUCAGUGAAACAACUUGCCCGAGCUUACAAUCAAGAACAAAUAUGGAUAAUGGAACGCCAAAUGCCCUCGUUUGAAGAUUAUAUGAACAACUCGGUGAUCACAAGUUGCAUAUACGUGAUGUUCUUGGCUCUAAUCCCGGGCCUCAAAUGUGUUACCAAGGAAGUUGUUGAAUGGUUGGUGAACGAUUCUAAACUUGUAAUAUCUACUGCUAAGAUGGGUCGACACCUUGAGGAUUUGGGUAGCGAAGAUCGCGAGAAUAGAGAAGGAAAAAUGCUCACGGUUGUUGAUUGCUACAUGAAGAAUCACAACGUGUCAAGAAAAGAGGCAUUAUCCAAAUUCAAAGAGUUUGUGGAGAAUGGUUGGAAGAACAUGAACACGGAGUGGGUCGCCAAAAGCUCAAUACCAAAAGAAAUGGUUGUGCAAGUCAUUAACUAUGGACGGGUGGCCGAGGUGACUUACAAGAACUCGAUAGACCAUUAUACGUGUCCUGAGAAGUUCAUGACUCCCGUGAUUACCGCUACAUUUGUUGACCCCAUUGCUAUUUGA
This is a messenger RNA of Striga hermonthica, 1548 nucleotides long. The record is from the annotation of a GenBank genome assembly. Lineage: Eukaryota; Viridiplantae; Streptophyta; Magnoliopsida; Lamiales; Orobanchaceae.